AUGGCCGCCCCCACCGCCCCCACUCCGCUGGCCACCGUCCCCGCAGACAAAAUAACCUGCCGCCUCUUUGUGGCACCUGUCCCACCGCAGACUCCAGUACCCCCUGGGCGUGUUGGUGCGCGCCGCACCUGUGCUCGCAUCGCCAGCGGCUGCCGCCAUCCAGCCAGCGGUCCGGCGCUGCUGUGGGAGGCGUCUGUCGCACGCAACAAGUCGCCCGUAACUCACAAUUUGCAGAGGGGGCAGGCGAGCGCGCGCUCUGUUUCCAGCGGGCUCUCCCCAGUGGAGGCGACGGCGGCCGCGGCCUUUGUGUCGGCGCCGCUGCACGCAGGCAGGUGGAGGGUGCGUCCGGACGCGCCGCCGCCGGCGAUGCCGCCGCCCCCAGGCGUCCCGGAGAUGAGAGAGGCGCCGGCCGAGCGCGCCCCACCACCGUCACCGCCGCCGCCCACCGUCCCCGGUCGCGGGCCCGGCUACGGCGCGCUCGAUAUAUCGACACCUGCUGCGUCGGCCGUGUUUUGUUUGCCGCUGCCCAUGGAAAUGACUUCCAGAAACAAUGUCAAGAGCCAGUCGACGGCGGCGGCGGCGGCAGACUUGCCUCAUUGUGCGUAA
Schistocerca americana (American grasshopper) is the source of this 606-nucleotide messenger RNA. Its product is annotated as basic proline-rich protein-like. The record is from RefSeq and is a predicted model, not a curated record. NCBI's taxonomy places the organism in Eukaryota, Metazoa, Arthropoda, Insecta, Orthoptera, Acrididae. The coding region runs from base 1 to 606 and encodes 201 amino acids. The transcript is spliced from 4 exons.